UUAAUGUUGAUCAGUUGAGUCAGACUGUAGGUAGAUACCGAUAAUACUAUACUACGCUCUUCCCUACAAAAUAUUCAAAAAUCAUAAUAUAAAAACAAGUUGUAUUCUAUCUGUAUUUAUACUAUGCCAGAACUAAAGUAAAGACAAUCGCUGCAUAAUCUACGAGGAUCCCUCAAACAGUUGAAGAUGUUGAGUUACGAUCCAAACCGUGAUGAGUAUAUCGAGGUUGAUUUUGAUGAGUUUUCAGACAGUGAUGAUGAUGUAGAUGAUCUGAAUCCGACAGAUACAGUGAGGUCACUGCAACCUCUUUUAGUGCUUAUGAAGCAUAGGAAAAGAAGGAAAUAUCGUACAAGUCUGCUAAACCGCCUCUAUCUAAGCCGCAUCGUUCGAAAAUCAGGCCGACUCAAUACCUUCCUCACAAAGUUACCCAACAAAAACUUAUCUUACAUCAGAGACCUGGGCAACACAAUACUCACCCUCAGGUGGCGCUGGAUGCUACUAACCCUUUGCUUGGUCAACUUUGGCUGCUUCGUCGUGUUUAGCUGGCUGUGGAUGUUGCUGGCCCAGGUCAGCGGUGAUUUUGACAAUUCAACAGUGUCAGACACACCCUGCAUAGUAAACGCCAGAACCAUGACAGGAUAUCUUCUUCUAAGUAUAGAGACGAUGACAACCAUAGGUUACGGAUAUAGGUAUCCUAGUGAACACUGUAUAGGUGGAUGGUUUCUUCUAAUGAUGCAGGCGAUCUUUAACACUUUUGUCCAGGGCGCCUUGGUUAGUGCUGUCUAUGCCAAGACCUCCAAACCAUUUACAAAAGCCUCGUCAUUGUUUAGUAAAAGAGCAGUGGUAUGUCUGCGAGACGGAAAAUUGUGUUUCAUUUUCCGAAUACACGACUUUUCGAAGAAGAUAUGGUGCGGCACCAAUAUCUCACUCUAUUUUAUCGACAAGGAACAAACCGACUUGGACGGCGACUUCGAAAUGCAACAGAUGACGAUCGAACCGCACGGCCUACUUAUUUUUCCUUUGGAAAUAGAACAUGUCAUUGAGGAAAACAGCCCGCUUUGGAAAUUCAGGCCGUUUGAGUUCCUGCAUGGAAGGUCCGUAAGGAAACUUUUACUUAUUGUGAUGUUAUACAUGUAUAAUAUAGAUUACAUUCUGAUCACUCACUAA
Messenger RNA from Sitophilus oryzae (rice weevil), 1167 nucleotides. Its product is annotated as inward rectifier potassium channel irk-1-like. Gene Ontology annotation, biological process: potassium ion import across plasma membrane; regulation of monoatomic ion transmembrane transport. The record is from RefSeq and is a predicted model, not a curated record. The transcript is spliced from 4 exons. The coding region runs from base 187 to 1167 and encodes 326 amino acids. Gene Ontology annotation, cellular component: plasma membrane. Lineage: Eukaryota; Metazoa; Arthropoda; Insecta; Coleoptera; Curculionidae. Gene Ontology annotation, molecular function: inward rectifier potassium channel activity.